Messenger RNA from Talpa occidentalis (Iberian mole), 1368 nucleotides. Its product is annotated as C-X-C motif chemokine 6-like. Gene Ontology annotation, cellular component: extracellular region. The record is from RefSeq and is a predicted model, not a curated record. Bases 74 to 421 code for a protein of 115 amino acids. Gene Ontology annotation, molecular function: CXCR chemokine receptor binding; chemokine activity. The transcript has 4 exons. Lineage: Eukaryota; Metazoa; Chordata; Mammalia; Eulipotyphla; Talpidae. Gene Ontology annotation, biological process: inflammatory response; cellular response to lipopolysaccharide; chemokine-mediated signaling pathway.
GCCAGUGCUCUGGGGCUUCAAAUCCUCGCGCUUCCUCCAGCCUGCUCAAGCCUCGCCCACUUUCUCCGCGGCUAUGAGUCUCCGGCCCAACCAGGUUGCCGGCGUUCCCCACCUGUCCGGCUCGCUGUGCGCGCUCCUCGCGCUACUGCUGCUAACGCCUGCCCGGCCUGUAGCCAGCUCUGGUCCUGUUGCAGUUGCUAAUGUGCGAGAGCUGCGUUGCAGUUGUUUAACCACCGCAACAGGAAUUCAUCCCAAAAUGAUCAAUACUCUGCAGGUGAUCGCCGCAGGUCCGCAGUGCCCCAGGGUGGAAGUGGUAGCUACCUUGAAGAAACGGAAAGGAUCCGUGUGUCUGGACCCAGAAGCCCCUUUGAUCAAGAAAAUCAUCCAAAAAUUUUUGAACAGUGGAAACAAGAAAAAAUGAAGAGAAAGACCAUGCGUUGAAAAUCACCCAGGUUUUCUGCUGAGAGGAAUUUUCUUCGGUGAAACCUGGCAGUUCUUCAUGAAUUCCCAGCUUUCAAGAGAGGGUAGAGGAAAGGAUCAUAAGCUUUCUGCUCAGCUUAUGAAGGGUUGAGCAUAGUAUUUCUUGCUGUUUAUUUGCUGUUAUUUUAUCUGUGUUGCUUGACAUCUUUGACAAUUGAUUGAAUUGUGAAUCAAGAAUCACCAGCCAUUAAUUUUUCAGGGUGAUUAUUUUAUAUCUAAAAUAUAUUCCUUACAGUGUUACUGCAACAGGUAUGCAUUUAAUGCAUAAAUAUUUUAUUGGAAUGCUGUAUUUGAAAUAAACCAUUACCCAUACUCUUCUGAGAUAGAAAAACAAUAACAGUUCCUUGGAGAAUGUUAGAGAACUUCGUUACUUUUGACCCUGGCAUGCUAUUUAAGUUAUAUCACAUUAAAAAACUGGGUAGAUCAUAAUUAUCUCUGUAGAAUAUGUUCCUUAUUUAGAACUUUUAAAUGUAUAAGUUCUAUAAGGGCUGAUAUAUUCUUUUCCUAUAACUUUAGACAUUUGAUGUCUUCUUGGUAUGGCAUAGUGUCAUGACUUAUUCAUUCACGUUUGAUUUUAUUUGGUAUUUAUGAGCUAUUGUAUUAGGAAUACUAUAAUUCCAGUCAUUACAUAUAUGUUUUGGAUAAAUGAAGAAGCUAGGAAAUAGAUGAAUUCCUUAUUUCAUGUUUAUGGAAAUGCAGUCUUUUCAUCUUUUAAAUAAUAAAAGUAAACCUAAUGAUCUGUUCUCUAAAAGUUUUAAAAACAUGUUUUGGCUAUUUGAAUAUAAAGUCAGUAUUUAGUGUCCAAUAAAACCACAGAAUUGUUAAGAUUUUAGAUGUCUGUAGAUGUAUCCUUUUAAUAUUUUGACCAUUUUUGUUAACAAUUAUAUA